AUGGAGGAGGAUGACGAGAUCCAAUCACCGGCGUCGGGGAGAAGCGGAUCGCCGGAGUCGCCUAGGCAGAACGGUCGGAUAACGGUGACGGUGGCGGUGCCGUCGGCUCAGAUUCCGGCGCCGACGUCGCAGCCCCAGAGCAAGGGCUUGACGCUGGCUCUACCGUCGCAGGGGCAGCAGGGGCGGAGCAGCGGCGGAGGAAGGGAGGACUGCUGGAGCGAAGGAGCGACAGCGGUGCUGAUCGAGGCUUGGGGGGAGAGGUACUUGGAGCUGAGCAGAGGGAAUUUGAAACAGAAGCACUGGAAGGAAGUGGCGGACGUCGUCAGCAGCAGAGAGGACUAUGGUAAGACACCCAAGACUGAUAUUCAGUGUAAGAAUAGGAUCGAUACUGUCAAGAAGAAGUAUAAGCUUGAGAAAUCGAAGAUGGCAGCGGGCGGAGGACCCAGUAAAUGGCCUUUUUUUGAGAGGCUCGAUCAUUUGAUUGGGCCCUCCUCUGCUGCUAAGGUGGGUCCUGGCUCUGGUGGCGGUGGCGGGUUUUUGGCGCACAACCAGAAAGUGCCGAUGGGAAUGCCGGUCGGGGUUCGCCCUGGUCAGUAUUUCGGGCAACGGGACUCGAAACGGGAGGUAAAGAUUAGACCAAGGAGUUUGGUGGAUUGGGACUCGGAUGAGUCCGGGGAGCUGUCGCCUUUUUCGAUUGAUAACGAGGUUUUCGAGCGGAAGAGGCGGAGGAGGACGGUGCCGCCAGAGGCGAAUGUGAACAAUGCUGGUGGCGUGGGAAAGGGAGGGGUUGGAACAAAAGAUGGAGGGGUGGGUAGAGAGAAAGGAGGAGGAGGGUGGGGGAGUUCAGUGAGGGAAUUGACUCGGGCGAUAAUGAAAUUUGGGGAGGCUUAUGAGCAUGCAGAGACAGCAAAGUUGCAGCAGGUGGUGGAGAUGGAGAAGCAGAGGAUGAAGUUUGCCAAGGAGCUGGAGCUGCAGAGAAUGCAGUUCUUCAUGAAGACCCAAGUGGAGAUUUCUCAGCUCAAGCAUGGGGGUGGGAGGAGGAAUGGGAAUGGGAAUGCUGGUAACCAUCAUAGCAACAACAAUAACAGUGAUUGUAGCAACUAG
Messenger RNA from Prunus armeniaca (apricot), 1104 nucleotides. The record is from the annotation of a GenBank genome assembly. Lineage: Eukaryota; Viridiplantae; Streptophyta; Magnoliopsida; Rosales; Rosaceae.